This is a messenger RNA of Phragmites australis (common reed), 1043 nucleotides long. Its product is annotated as cytochrome B5-like protein. Lineage: Eukaryota; Viridiplantae; Streptophyta; Magnoliopsida; Poales; Poaceae. The record is from RefSeq and is a predicted model, not a curated record. Gene Ontology annotation, molecular function: heme binding. Gene Ontology annotation, cellular component: intracellular membrane-bounded organelle; membrane. The coding region runs from base 505 to 861 and encodes 118 amino acids. The transcript is spliced from 6 exons.
GCACCUUCUGGAACCUUCCGUGAGCAACUGCAUUCACUUCCGUCGCUGCAUUUGCUGCUAAAUCCUCUCCAAACCCUCCGAUUCGUGGGGUCUAUCUCGAGCUCAGAACUAAAGAUGGGUGGAGAUCAGUGGGGUGAUGAGUUCGGAUCUUUGGGCUACUUUCGAUUUCGUGAAAUUCCUUGCGAUAUUCACCAAUUUGGGACGGAGUUAGUGGUAAAGAUUCAGUCUUUGACUAAUCCGCGUUAGAACCAUUGCAAGAUUCGACCUGUCGCCGUGCCCAACACGUCCGGCUUCGCAAGAUUGGGUCUGAAUUAGAAUACCAGUUUUGUGUACAUUCUGACACAGGGAACCUUUUUUUUUAUGGGAAUCGGGGAAUUGGGCUCACGGAAGACGACACUAGCAAGGCCACCUUGAUUAGAUGUUGAUGAGCCAGGUGCUAAAAUCAGAUUGUUGCGCAGAAUAUUACUUAGGUCAAUAAGAUCAGUGACUCCUGAGGCACACACAAUGGAAAUUUUGAUCUAUGUCUCACUUGUUGUGCUGCUUGUACUGGGAACCCUCUUUGUUAUCCCAAGGUCCAACCGCAAAGGUAAAGGAGAUGGAGCACAUUCAGGAGGCACUGGAAAGACGUCUAGAAGCUAUACAAAGAAAGAGGUAUCAACUCACAACACAAGGAAGGAUUGUUGGAUCAUAAUCAAGGAUAAGGUUUACGAUGUAACUUCAUAUGUGGAGGAGCACCCAGGUGGUGAUGCUAUCCUAAACAACGCUGGAGACGAUUCAACAGAUGGGUUUUUCGGCCCACAACAUGGCACCAGAGUAUUUGACAUCAUCGAAGAUUUCUGCAUUGGCAAAUUGAAUGAAUGAUGAUAAAGGGGAGAGGCUGUAGAUGCUCCAAAUGUGAACCCAUGUCCUCUUCGAUAGUUCCUUGAAGAUGACAGGGAGUGAAACAAUUUCCUAGUUGUGAUGAGUACUACUCCCAGCUUUGUGGUUCUUAUUUCAUAUUGACCUGGUACUUUUACUAGUAACAGUUUUUGAACCAUGGACCA